Molecule: messenger RNA, 966 nt
Organism: Zygosaccharomyces rouxii
Lineage: Eukaryota; Fungi; Ascomycota; Saccharomycetes; Saccharomycetales; Saccharomycetaceae
Gene: RFC4
Product: replication factor C subunit 4
Exons: 1
Coding region: 1-966 (321 amino acids)
Biological process (GO): DNA repair; DNA-templated DNA replication
Cellular component (GO): Rad17 RFC-like complex; Elg1 RFC-like complex; nucleus
Molecular function (GO): ATP binding; ATP hydrolysis activity; DNA clamp loader activity
Source: RefSeq, a predicted model, not a curated record
AUGUCCAAACCUCCACUUACAUUAGAACUACCCUGGGUGGAAAAAUAUCGUCCCAAGCAGCUGAGCGAUACCGUUGGUAAUGAAGAGACUAUCCACAGAUUACAACAAAUCGCUAAGGAUGGUAAUAUGCCACAUCUGAUCAUAUCAGGAUUACCGGGUAUUGGUAAAACAACAUCUAUCCAUUGUUUAGCACAUGAACUAUUAGGCGAUUCAUAUUCUCAGGGAGUGCUAGAGUUAAAUGCAUCCGACGAUAGAGGUAUCGAUGUCGUGAGAAACCAAAUCAAGCAAUUCGCCCAAAAGAAAUGCCAUUUGGAACCUGGCAAGCAUAAAAUUAUCAUAUUGGAUGAAGCAGAUUCUAUGACGGCAGGUGCUCAACAGGCACUUAGAAGAACAAUGGAAUUGUAUUCCAAUACUACGAGGUUUGCAUUCGCAUGUAAUCAAUCCAAUAAAAUUAUCGAACCAUUACAGAGUAGAUGCGCUAUUUUACGUUAUUCCAAAUUAUCUGAUGAACAAGUUUUAAAGAGGUUGCUAGAGAUUAUCAAGGCCGAAAAUGUUCAAUAUACAAAUGAUGGAUUAGAAGCUCUUAUUUUUACAGCAGAGGGUGAUAUGAGACAAGCAGUUAACAAUUUACAAAGUACCGUGGCAGGUCAUAGUCUAGUAAGUGGUGAGAAUGUGUUUAAAAUUGUCGAUUCGCCUCACCCGUUAGUGGUAAAGAAAAUGCUACUGGCACCUACACUUGACGAAUCCAUCGCUCUAUUCAAGAAUGAACUUUGGGACAAGGGUUAUUCUUCUGUGGAUAUCGUUACCACUUGUUUCCGUGUUACGAAGACUUUAUACCAAUUGAAAGAGGCUAAAAGAUUAGAAAUGAUCAAAGAAAUCGGUAUAGCUCACAUGAGAAUUCUUGAAGGUGUAGGCACUUAUUUACAACUUGCAUGCCUACUGGCCAAAAUCCAUCAACUAAAAUAG